AGAAGGUCAGGGUCAAUGUGUUCAACUCAGCGCGAAGGACAGAAUAUUUUAAGCAAACGCUGGGUCAAGCUACGCAGAAAGGAACGGACCAAUCAGGACGCUCGUUGGGAUGCGUCGGUCGGCGGCUCUGCGUCGGUCGGCGGCUCUGCGUCGUCAUGCGCGGCAAGUUGGCAGAGUUUCCAGAGUUCAUUCCGCUCGCGCCAGGGAAGCAGCGAGAAGGCGGAAGUCGAGCUGGCUGCCUCAACUCUCUUCCAGCGAUGGAGCAGGGGGAGUAGGGACCGAGAACCACCGAAACACCGGAUAACCUCCUCCAAACAGUCGCUACGGGGGGACGCGGAGACCUCCCUCUCACCCACUCCCUCUCCCUCCCCCAUGUCCAUUAUCUCAGGGUAUAAUUCAGAGCCGGAACGUGGUGGUGGUCCUGAUGAUUCCAGUUCCAUGAAUUCCCUGCGGAUCUCCGUGCGAGGCCUUCCUGCCCUGGCCUUCAUGGCCGGCGCCACCUCUGACCCCCGCUUCCGCCUAAAAUGGAGGGCCAUCACCGUGGCAACACUCCUUGCCCUCGCCCUGCUGUUCUACCUGCACCAGACGACGGGGGUCGGAACUGGCGGCAAUGACGUCUUCGGCGUCUCCUCUGACCGCUUCCAUCACCACGGUAACGGGGCGCAAAGCUGGUGGACGAACAAUGACAAUGAAAUAAACAAUAAUGGUAACCGUCAACCGGUGGCUGCAGUGGGAAACAACGUCAACUGGAAUAAUAAACACUACAACGACACAUAUCCUCUCAGUCCCCCGGAGAGGAUGGCGUCCGGGAGCAUCCGGUACCGUAUUGGGGUGAUCGCAGACUUGGACACGGCCUCAAUGAGCACCAAGGGUCAGACGUGGUUCAGCGUCAUGCGGAGGGGCCACCUGGUGGUGUCUGAGAGUGGGGACAGAGUGGAGGUGGAGUGGGACGCAGACAGCCUGACCCUGGAGAGCCACCUGGCUGAGAAGGGACGAGGUAUGGAGCUGUCGGAGCUAGUUGCGUUCAACGGUCACCUGUACAGCGUGGACGACCGUACAGGAGUUGUCUACAGGAUAGAGGGGAACCAGGCGGUACCCUGGGUUAUACUGACUGAUGGAGACGGGUCUGUCUCAAAAGGGUUCAAGGCGGAGUGGCUGGCGGUGAAGGAUGAGUGCCUCUACGUGGGUGGUCUGGGUAAAGAGUGGACGACCACUACCGGAGAGUUCAUCAACGACAACCCCCAAUGGAUCAAGGUGGUGGGUUACCGCGGCAACGUGCAACACGAGAACUGGGUACCGCGUUACAACGCCCUGCGCAGCGCAGCCGGGAUUCAACCGCCAGGUUACCUGAUCCAUGAGUCUGCAGCGUGGUCCGACCGCCUCCAGCGCUGGUUCUUCCUCCCCCGCCGCGCCAGCUCCGAACGCUACGAUGAGAUCGCCGACGAGCACCGCGCCACCAACCUCCUCCUCUCCUGCCCCUCGGACUUCCGCGAAAUCACCGUGGGACACGCUGGACCCCUCCACCCAACGCACGGUUUCUCCUCGUUCAAGUUCGUACCGGACACCGACGAUCAGAUCGUACUAGCGUUGAAGUCGGAGGAGGACGCAGGGAAGAUAGCGACGUACAUCCUGGCGUUUACUUUAGACGGGAGGAUGUUACUGCCAGAGACGAAGAUAGGAGACCUGAAGUAUGAAGGACUGGAGUUCAUUUAAAAUGGAUGGGGAGGAAAGAGAGGAGGGAUGGAGAGAUCCUGAGGAGAGACUGGAGAGAGGGUUGGUUUUUAGAACUUACCAACAUCACCUACCUGUGGCCUGACACACCUGUGAAGUAGUGUGAUGAGGUAAGAGAACUCUGUUCCAGGAAGGGUUACGGUCAUCACCAACAAGGUUGUCCAGAGAAACGACUAGUGUUUGGUGACAGACACCCUAAGAUUCUUCACAUGGGCAACUUCCUGGCCCCCCAAAUGAGUCUGGGUAAUGUAGUCCACUAAGUUUGGGUUUAAACAGACAGCCCAAUUCUGAUGUUUAUACCAAUCACAUCAGAUCUGACUGGUCAAAAUAAUUGGCUGCAUCUCUAAACGCAGCCUAAGAAGAUCUAUGGUUGAACAGUGGUCAAACGCUCACAGGGUUGUGUUCAGUAGGCACAAAUCGGAAAGAAACGUUUUAAAACUGAGCAUUAAUUACCUGAAGUUUUCCGUUAUAAUGUAUUUAUCUUUUUACGUUUGUGCCUUCUGAAGAGGACCCUUGUUAACACUGACUCACAAAUGCAAAACUUGGAUGACGUUGGGUUUGUCAACAUUUGCCAUAUGUUGAACAGACUACUGAAUAAGAUGCAUGGUCUUCUUACACCAGCUGUCAUGUUAAUAACUUGUUUUCUCUCUUCCUUUUAAAACAGAACACCUCAGAUUAAAAUGUUCAUUCUGGUUCAAA
This is a messenger RNA of Oncorhynchus mykiss (rainbow trout), 2430 nucleotides long. NCBI's taxonomy places the organism in Eukaryota, Metazoa, Chordata, Actinopteri, Salmoniformes, Salmonidae. The record is from RefSeq and is a predicted model, not a curated record.